Messenger RNA from Melopsittacus undulatus (budgerigar), 993 nucleotides. It is a transcript of the gene STMN2, whose product is annotated as stathmin 2. The record is from RefSeq and is a predicted model, not a curated record. Gene Ontology annotation, biological process: regulation of microtubule polymerization or depolymerization; microtubule depolymerization; neuron projection development. Gene Ontology annotation, molecular function: tubulin binding. Gene Ontology annotation, cellular component: neuron projection; cytoplasm; growth cone. Bases 272 to 811 code for a protein of 179 amino acids. The transcript is spliced from 5 exons. NCBI's taxonomy places the organism in Eukaryota, Metazoa, Chordata, Aves, Psittaciformes, Psittaculidae.
CUGCAUUCUGGCACUUUGUACUCCAGCACCAUUGGUGGAUCAAUAUUUAAUGCCCGGAGAUUCUGGCUCUGCAGGAGUCAUGUCAGGGGACCUCUAGAGCCAAUCUGCUUGGGUAGAGGAGUGAUAAUUAUUCAUGGGCUCCUGCCUCUCACUCCUUCUCUUGCACAGCCCCACUCUGCUGACUCAGUGCCUUAUUCAGUCUCUCCCUCUCUCCGCCGCUGUAGCUGGACCCCUUUGCCUUCACAGCCUCUGAGAGCCUGCGCGUCCCACCAUGGCCAAAACAGCGAUGGCUUACAAGGAAAAGAUGAAGGAGCUGUCCAUGCUUUCUCUGAUCUGCUCCUGUUUUUACCCGGAACCUCGCAACAUGAACAUCUAUAAAUACGAUGACAUGGAAGUGAAACAAAUCAACAAACGUGCCUCGGGCCAGGCCUUUGAACUGAUCCUAAAGCCACCAUCUCCGGUCUCAGAAGCACCACGAACUUUAGCUUCUCCAAAGAAGAAAGAACUCUCUCUUGAGGAGAUCCAGAAAAAGCUGGAGGCUGCAGAGGAGAGGAGAAAGUCCCAGGAGGCCCAGGUGCUGAAACAUCUGGCAGAGAAGAGAGAACAUGAGCGAGAAGUGCUUCAGAAAGCUUUGGAGGAGAACAAUAACUUCAGCAAAAUGGCAGAGGAGAAGCUGAUACUGAAAAUGGAACAGAUCAAAGAAAACCGUGAAGCUAACUUAGCUGCUCUUAUUGAACGUCUCCAAGAGAAGGAGAGGCAUGCUGCAGAGGUCCGUAGAAACAAGGAGCUCCAGGUGGAACUGUCUGGCUGAAAACAGCAAUGGUGGAUGUGACCCAUCCCCACCAUUAGUGAACUCCCCCUGCCUAUAUUAUUAUGGAUCAUGCGAUAUCAGUAUGGGAAAUGUAUGACAUGGUUUAAAAAAAAAUAAAAAAUCAAGAACUCAAUAAAAAACUUUAAAAAAGAAACAAAAAUGAAAACAAAACCAAUGUGGUC